Messenger RNA from Phycodurus eques (leafy seadragon), 1420 nucleotides. It is a transcript of the gene snrpa1, whose product is annotated as small nuclear ribonucleoprotein polypeptide A'. Bases 509 to 1333 code for a protein of 274 amino acids. The record is from RefSeq and is a predicted model, not a curated record. The transcript has 9 exons. Gene Ontology annotation, cellular component: U2 snRNP. Gene Ontology annotation, biological process: mRNA splicing, via spliceosome. NCBI's taxonomy places the organism in Eukaryota, Metazoa, Chordata, Actinopteri, Syngnathiformes, Syngnathidae. Gene Ontology annotation, molecular function: protein binding; U2 snRNA binding.
GUUGCGAGCGCAUUUCGUGCGUGUGGACGGCCAGAAAACCAAAAGACCAAAAGGAUGCCGGUACAUCGUGUUGCGUAAAACGCCCUGCAAGAACUACAAAGGAACUGGGAAUCCCUUUCACAUGAAAACAAUAUUCUUCUUGUGCUUUUUCUAAAUAGUGUGGAUUGAUGGCGUUGACAAAAUAGUCACGCUCCUGAAAAUCGGUUGAGAACUGAGCAAGUUACCGCUUCAUUUCCGUGUGCAUACAUCGCCUUCUUCAGGAACGUCGACCUUUCUAAAAUGGCCGCUGCGUAGCACUUUGAUUAGCAUGCCCCCAGGUUCCGACUGUUCAUAUCUACGGAGGCGGUGGCAAGGGCGGGCCGAUCGGGACGCUCUUCCUUUUACUUCCUGGUCAUAUUAGCGGCUACCGGCUAGGUGGCUAAGGGCAGCUUCUUUCCACAUUCUCCUCCAAAGCGCGGGAAGGGUGACUCGUUUAAACACGACAACUGGUGGUUUUGGACAUCUGAAAAUGGUGAAGCUAUCCGCGGAGUUAAUCGAGCAGGCUGCUCAAUACACCAACCCGGUCAGAGACCGAGAGCUCGACCUGAGAGGUUAUAAAAUUCCAGUUCUGGAAAAUCUGGGGGCCACUCUGGACCAGUUUGACACGGUGGACUUCUCGGAUAACGAAGUCCGCAAACUGGACGGCUUCCCGCUCCUCAAACGACUCAAGACGCUGCUGAUGAACAACAACAGGAUUUGUCGUAUCGGAGAGAACCUGGAGCAGAGUCUUCCCAGUCUCCGAGAACUCAUCCUGACCAACAACAACAUCCAGGAGCUGGGCGACUUGGAGCCGCUGGCGUCGGUGAAGACGUUGACGCUGCUCAGCUUGCUGAGGAAUCCCGUGACCAACAAGAAGCACUACAGGCUCUACGUCAUCAGCAAAAUCCCGCAGAUCCGCGUGCUGGACUUCCAGAAGGUGAAACUCAAGGAACGCCAGGAGGCGGAGAAAAUGUUUAAAGGCAAACGCGGCGCUCAGCUGGCGAAGGAUAUCGCCAAGCAGAGCAAAACGUUCACGCCCGGAAUGGCAGCGCAGCUGGAGAAGAAGAGGACGGGCCCGUCGCACGCCGACGUGCAAGCCAUCAAGAACGCCAUCGCUAAGGCGACGUCGCUGGCCGAGGUGGAGCGCUUGAAAGGAAUGCUGCAGGCCGGACACAUCCCGGGACGAGAGCUCGCCACAGAUGCCGCUGGCGAGGAGGAGGAGGAGGAAGAAGCGGCCCACGCAUCCCAGAUGGACACUCAGGUGGAAGAAGGCGAAGAAGACAUGGAACAAGAUCCUCACGUCAACGGAUCCUGAAGACUUUCACUUCCUUCCUUUUUUUUUUUUUUAUUUGUAAUUUUGAUUUUUAAGUCAAAUGACAUUAAAGGUCCCAUAUUUUGUCUA